Molecule: messenger RNA, 2165 nt
Organism: Microdochium trichocladiopsis
Lineage: Eukaryota; Fungi; Ascomycota; Sordariomycetes; Xylariales; Microdochiaceae
Product: bifunctional 6-phosphofructo-2-kinase/fructose-2,6-bisphosphate 2-phosphatase
Exons: 6
Coding region: 411-2039 (542 amino acids)
Biological process (GO): fructose metabolic process; fructose 2,6-bisphosphate metabolic process
Cellular component (GO): cytosol
Molecular function (GO): fructose-2,6-bisphosphate 2-phosphatase activity; ATP binding; 6-phosphofructo-2-kinase activity
Source: RefSeq, a predicted model, not a curated record
GUACUGUAGCUGCUCCCCUGCUUCGCAUCUAGUCUCGCCGGUGUCCACUGGCUUUGCGACCCAUCAAGCACGCACCCUCACCCAGGCAGUUGAAACCUUUGGCCUGUGCCUGCCUCACAGUCCUGUCCCAGGCUGCCCCACCCUUCCGCCAUCUUCCGUGGAACGGACCCCUCCAACAACUGCUCAGCAAACCUGCAGGCAGGACAGUUCCAGAGAGUAAAUAUCAAAGCCCAGUCUUUCCAGGCUGUACCGUCAGAACCAGUGGCGUAUAGGACCAUUUUCGUUGGUGCCAUCGCUUGCCUGGCGGGCGCUUCCUCUCCACUAAACCCUGGCAAACGGCAUCCUACUCGUGCCGCUAUCCUCCUGCUGAGAAUAUUCGUGAAAAGAGCCUCAAGAGCACGUUUGCAGAUAUGGACACCCUCUUGACCGCGGACAUCGCCGCCAACGCACCAAGAUAUCGCCGGAAGAGCAGCACGUUCAUCGACGGCAUCCAUGAUGUGCCAGAGGACGCCGACAGGGCACCUGCCCAGCUAUACAGCACAAUGUCCGGCAGGCUAUUCCACUCCGGUCGUAUUGCGAUUGUGAUGGUCGGACUCCCGGCUCGUGGCAAGACUCAUAUCUCUGUCUCGAUGUCGCGGUACCUUCAAUGGCUUGGAGUCAAAACCAGAAUCUUUCACCUGGGUGAUUACCGGAGAGCAACGGUUGGCGAGAGCGGCCAGGUGCCAGAGGACUAUUUCUACCCAGAUGCGUCUCCGGCGUCCGUUAUGCUCCGGCAGAAGAUUCUGAAGAAGUGUCGCGAGGACAUUUAUGGCUGGUUGAAUCACGAGAAUGGUCAGGUAGCCAUCUACGAUGCUGUCAACCCCACAGCCAGUGGGCGAAGGUCGCUCGCGAAGGAGUUCGCAAAGCACGACGUCCAGACACUCUUUCUUGAGUCUUAUGUCGAUGACGACAAGCUUCUCCAAGAGAAUGCCAGGAAUGUCAAAAUCGCAUCGCCUGACUUUGCCGACAUGGACCCCAUGGAAGCAGCCAAACUAUACCUUAAGCGCAUCGAGGAGAAGAUCCCGAUGUUUGAAACCAUGGAUGAGAAGGAGCUUAACUAUAUCAAGAUGAUCAAUGCAGGCGAGAAGUUCUUCUACAAUAACGUCUCGUUCAACUAUCUUUCACACCGAAUCGUGUUCUACCUCACCAACACUCAUAUCAAAUACCGGACGACGUUCUUUGCCCGCGCCGGACCUGCGGAAGGGGAAGAGUCUUACAAGUCCGAUGCUCCCCUGUCUGAAGACGGACACGCCUACGCUCAGCGGCUGGCGGAGGCGUUGUUGAAGCAUCGCGAGCAGGAGCACGCCGCCAUUGUCGCCAAGGCCGGCCAGGAUAUCGGGAUUCAGCCCCUGACAGUCUGGUGCUCUACCCGCUCGAGAACCGUUCAGACCGCUGAAGUAUUUGAGAAGCACGGAUUCAAGGUCCGCCAGCGGAGCCAGAUGGCGCAGAUUAACCCCGGCGUCUGCGAGAAGCUCAGCGAGCGUGCCAUCCGCAGAUUGUACCCCGAGGAAGUUGAGAAGCACGAGUUGGACCCCUACCACCACCGCUAUCCUCGCUCGGAAUCGUACCAUGAUCUUGCCGUCCGGCUGGAGCCAAUCAUCCUCGAACUCGAGCGCGAGCAGAACGACCUUCUGAUCAUUGCCCACGAAAGUGUGCUGCGAGUGCUCUAUGCAUACCUGAUGCACGUCGGUACCAUGGACAUCCCGAAGCUCAAGUUCCCACGCAACGAGAUUAUAGAGAUCAUCCCGGCAGCAUACCAGAACGAGGCAAAGAGGAUCCACAUUCCGGGCGUAGACCCAAACACCGUCCCAGGAUCACCAGAGGACAUCCGGAUGCGUGCCGCCUCGAUACCGAGCAGCGGCGCGGACACCCCUGCCCCGUUCCCGGGAGGUGGCUUGUCGUCGCCGGCCGAGCCCGUUUUUGUCGUCGACAAGCCCCCGGAGAGGGUCAUCAACACUGCAGCCGACGCUGUACGGGACAAGGUGGCGGACGAGGACUAGCUUUUCAUGUUGUGAACGCGUUUCGGUUUGUGUUCGCUGGAGUUAUAUUGUAUGUUUGUCCGUCAGCAUAGAUCCUCAGUAGUUUGUAUACUUAAAGGCAACAAAAAUGGUUCUGUAUUGACGUUA